Penaeus indicus is the source of this 2697-nucleotide messenger RNA. RefSeq names its product nucleoside diphosphate-linked moiety X motif 17-like. Gene Ontology annotation, molecular function: NADH pyrophosphatase activity. Gene Ontology annotation, cellular component: peroxisome; cytosol. NCBI's taxonomy places the organism in Eukaryota, Metazoa, Arthropoda, Malacostraca, Decapoda, Penaeidae. The transcript is spliced from 8 exons. The coding region runs from base 274 to 1320 and encodes 348 amino acids. The record is from RefSeq and is a predicted model, not a curated record. Gene Ontology annotation, biological process: NADP+ catabolic process; NAD+ catabolic process.
AGUGAGUGUUUGAGUGAGUGUGUGAGAGAGUGUGUGGAUGAGUGAAUGAGUGCGUGCGUGCGUUUGCCUGCAUCAGACUAAGUGUGUUUUUGUUACUUUUCUUCCCGCAGAUAUGAUAUAGAGAGAAACCCAACAGAGAUAUACAGAAAAAAACAACCUAGACUUCAGCAUCACAAGACGUAGCCACAUGUAGUACGAGAUAACGUAUCAGCUGAUUUUCAUACUUGAGCUGAAUCUGCUUUCUUGCUUGCCGUCUUUUGGAGGAUUCUUGUCAUGGCAAGUUCAGGCUACACACGAGUUUUGGUUCAUCUGAGAAAGACCUCUGCAGUGGAAACUUACCAAAAGGCCAAGUUUAGUGAAUGUAUAUUAGAUUUCCUAGGAUUUUGUGGAGAUGGCAUGGUGGAAUGUCACUUAGAAGACAAUAGACUUCUCAUCCAACCUUCUGCAAUGGAGAGCAAUUUGGAGAAUGCAAAGACGGCUACAAAUCUGAAGAAAACUCCCUCAUAUAAACUAGUGCACCCACCAUUCUGCCCUGUUCAGCAUCUUGAUGAGGAUGGAAUAGCAUCAUUAGACCCAGAAAUCUACAACAGAGGUGUAGAUGUCGGAGUUGCAGUCAUUCUUGAAUCAAGUGAUAACCGUUUGCUGUUGACCAGGAGAGCACCCCACAUGAGGACAUUUCCAAAAACAUGGGUUCCUCCAGGGGGCCACAUAGAGGAAGGAGAGACUUUAGAAGAUGCUGCAUUUAGAGAGUUAGAAGAGGAGACAGGACUUGUUCUCACACCGACUGAGAAAAAGACCAGUAACAUUUUAGGUCUCUGGGAAUCAGUUUAUCCUCCUGUGCUCCCAAUGGGGCUUCCAAAGAGACACCAUAUUGUUGUGUACUUGCAUAUAGUACUUGACAGGACAUCACAGGAUUUGCAGAAUAACUUCAAGUUGUGUGGAGAGGAGGUAGAUGCAGCUGUUUGGCUGUCACAAGACCUUGUCAGGUUGUCAGUCUGGAGAAAUGACAGCAGUUCUGAUGCAGCUGAUGAAUUACCUGUAAAGAACGAAGAGAUUCCAAUAACCUUGGUUAAUCGUGCGGGAGAACAUGCAUCUGGUUAUCUUGAUUCAGAAAUUUUGAAAGAGAAGACAUCCAAUGAGGACUUGAAAAGGGAGAGAGUCAGCACUGGAAGCAGGUAUGCUUUGGCUUUGUGGUUGGAAAAGAAAUCAUUAAAUGUGAACAGAACAUCAGAUAGUCUCCAGAAAGAUUUAUACAAACGAUUUCUUUUGAAGGAUGAUCAUGAUAAAGAAAUUAAUACAUCUAAAGCCUCAAACUUGUGAUUAAUUCUUUUAUUCUUGUCUCUGACAAAGUCAUUGUAUGCCAUCAAAUGUUUUUAAUUUCUUUAUGAAGGUAUUAGUACCAUGCAUUUUUUUAAUUACUUAAACUUUUUAGGUGGUACAAUAAUGUAGAACAUAGGUUAUUAACAUUUUUUUGAUGGUACAGACAAGUCAGAAAAGGUAUAUAUAAACAAGCCAUUAAAAUAUAUAAAUAUACUCAUUUUAGAUAAACAUUAAUUUAUCUUUUGAAUUUGGUGAAGCAUAUAGCCUCAGGGAAUAUAAUUAUAGUUUAUUGAUUUAAUUUAUGUGUAAAUAUCUCUACAAGUGCUUACUCACUAGGGGUCAUUUACUAGUCCCAUCUGAUCUCCUCCAUUUACUCUAUUCUUUGAAUUUUUGAAUCUUUGAAGUUUUUUUUCUGUUAUUACAAUCAGUAUUGUUAAUAAUGUUAUAAUAAUAAUAGUAAUGAUAAUAUCAGUAGUGUUAAUAACAAUAAUAAUGCUAUUAGAAAUGCAGACUAUUUUCACAAAAAAUCAUGGAAUGGAGUAAACAGGUGGACAAGUAAGUCUAAUAAUUGCCUCCUUGGUAAUCCAGAACUUGUGAGGUUACAUACCUGUAAACAGAACUGACAAAAAACUUAAGUGCAUUUACCUGGCAUCAGUGAGAUUAUAUCAUUAUUGUAUUGUUGUACACUGGUCUGCAUACUUACUACUCAAUAACAACAAACAAACAGAUAUUUAUGAUACCAAAUAAGAAACAUUGUCUAUAAGGCUGAUUACCAGAGGAGGAAAAAUUACUGUAGCUGAUGAAACAAAAAUUGUUUGUUAGUAAAUGACUAGUCAUUUGGUCAUUAUGUACUUCAGGGACACAUCCUGAAGUAUAUGUUGUAUAUUAUGUGUAAAUAAAAUAAACAUGAAUUGUUUCUACUUUUUGCAUGAAAAUUACAAAACUUGAUAUCUGAGUCCAUGUAAAGAAGAGGAUUAAUUUGAGUAAGAUCCCGAAAAUAGAAAAAAUAGAUAGAGUACACAAGAUGCUCUUUGCUUGAUAAUUACUGUAAAAUUGUGAAAUGCUAUGUUACUGAAUGGACAAUUACAUAGCUAUGAAUAUAUUUUAGAAAAAAAAAAAAAAACAUGGAUAAUCAAAAAAUAAAGUGAUGGGAAGGCAUAACAUAUAAAACUAAGAUGUGCACUGAAUAACAAUUUUGCUGCACAUUACCUUACCCAUUAUGUUCAAAUUAUGUGACACAUAAUUUCAAUGGAGUAUAACACUGACUUUGCCCUUCAGAUUACUCUUUAGUGGAUAUUUUGCUGUAGCAAGUGUUGUCAUGUGUUGCAAGUGUUAUCAUGCAAACCCAGACAAUACUGAUAUUUGUAGUAAAUUAAA